Funneliformis geosporum is the source of this 1617-nucleotide messenger RNA. The record is from the annotation of a GenBank genome assembly. Lineage: Eukaryota; Fungi; Glomeromycota; Glomeromycetes; Glomerales; Glomeraceae.
AUGGCUUCGACAAAUGAUAUUCGUGUAGUAGCUGCUAUUGAUUUCGGAACUACGUACUCGGGAUUUGCGUACGCACAUAGGAAAAGUCCCGAUGAAAUAUUUUGUCAAGAUUUUGAAGGAAGUUUCAAAACGCCCACCGUACUUAUAUACGAUGAGAGUUUUAAAGUAACCUCAUGGGGAUUUCCGGCGUUAUCAGAUCGAACAAUUCGAAAAUCGAAGUCGUCUUCAGUAGAACUAUUUAAAUUGCAUUUAGGAAGAAAUAUCGAAGAAAAACCAUUUUUGCCCGAAGGGUUGGAUUAUAAAAAAGCCAUUAUAGAUUAUCUACAUGAAAUUUGUAAAUUGUUGAAAGAAAAGCUGAAUAGCUAUAAGUUCCUGGAGUUUUUUAAUCAAGUCAUUAUCAUCUUGACGGUGCCUGCAGAAUUCGAUAAUAAGGCAUUAUCAAUCAUGAGAGAUUGCGCUUUUAAAGCUGGAUUAACGAAUGAAAAGAACAGUAGGAAUUUAAAGUUUAUUACGGAACCCGAAGCUGCUGCGAUUCAUUGUAUGAAGUUUCUAAGCGACAAUGGAAUAACGUCGGGAGAUUCGUUUAUGACAGUUGAUUGUGGUGGCGGUACAGUAGAUUUAACGACGCGACAACUUUUAUUUGACAACGCACUUGGUGAAGUAACCGAACGUACUGGAGAUUUUUGUGGUUCUAGCUAUGUUGAUCAAGAAUUCAUUAAAUUCCUUGAGAAAAAAGUUGGAAAGUCUGCAAUUGAUCUUUUAAAGAAGAAUUAUUAUCGUCAAUUGCAGUGUUUAAUCCAAGAAUUUUGCAAAAAUGUUAAAAUACCUUUCACAGGAUGUGAAAAAGAUUUUGAAUUUACCGAAAUAGAUCUUGGAGAUUAUUGUCCAGAAUUGAAACAAUAUUGUAAAGAUGAUGUCUUUAUGGAAAUAGAAGAAUUAGAACUUACAUUUGAUGAUGUUCGUACCAUGUUUGAUCCUAUUAUUACAAAAAUUGUCGAUUUAAUUAAAGGUCAAUUACAUGCAAAUAAUGAUAAAUGCUCAGCAAUUAUUAUGGUUGGUGGGUUCAGCGAAUCGAAAUAUUUACAAAGUAGGAUUAAAGACGAAUUCCUAGACUUUGUGCAAAAUAUUUCAUUUCCGUCUAAUCCAAUUACGGCAGUAAUUAAAGGGGCCGUUCAAUAUGGAAUGAAGGAACACGUAAUUACAAAUCGUGUUUUAAAAUGGACAUAUGGAACUGAGAUUGGCCGUAAAUGGGAAGCAGACGAUCCGAUAUCCAGAAAAUUACCAAAUGGUAUGAUAAAAGUAUUCCAUCCUUUAGCCAAGAAAGGAUCACAUCUUACAAGUACAGAUGAAGUGAAAACAGUAUUUAAACCUUAUUCUCUUUUUCAAACAAAAGUUUCAUUUAAUAUGUAUCAUACUUCAAAACUUGAUGCCAAAUAUUGUGAUGAAGAUGAUGUAAAAUUGCUUGAUAAUGAUUGGGAAAUUGAAAUACCCAGAUUAGAUGAUUUUGAUGAUCAAAUCAUUUCGCUCGCUUUAAAUUUUGGUAACAUAGAAAUUUUAGCCACAGCCGAAAACCAGAAAACUGGUAAAGAAUACAAGGUUAAAUUUAAUUGUGGAUAA